AUGGGAAAUGUUCGCUGUCUAACGAACAAAUUAGACGAAUUAGAAACCCUGGUCAGGUACCAGAAAGUGUACCGGGAGAGCAGCAUUGUUAGCCUGACAGAGACGUGGCUGACGGAACACACGCCCGAUUCUUUGAUCAGUUUCACCGGCUUCAGGUCGAUACGUGCGGACAGGGACACCGGAGCGAGCAGUAAGCAGAAAGGUGGGGGGCUUUUACUGCUCGUCAACAACAAGUGGUGUAACCCUAAUCACGCUACUAUCAAAGAACGGAUAUGCAACAAGGACAUUGAACUCUUAGCGGUUAGUUUAAGACCUUAUUACCUACCCAGGGAGUUCACUGUGGUGGUAGCCAUUGUUGUUUAUAUUCCUCCAUCUGCCAAGGCGGAAGUCGCGUGUGACGUGCUGCACACCACUAUAGCGGGACUCCAGUCCAACGCAUUGGACAGCGAGGAGUUCCGUGCAAGGGGUAAAGAGAUGGUGGACUUCAUCGCAGAUUACCUGCAAUCUAUUGAACAACGUCCAGUCUACCCGGCGGUGCAGCCCGGGUACUUGCGGCCUCUCAUUCCGGAGAGCGCUCCCCAGGGCCCUGACAGUUAUGAGGAGCUGAUGAAGGAUAUCGAGAGAGUCAUCAUGCCGGGGAUCACCCACUGGCAAAGUCCUCAUUUCCACGCUUAUUUUCCCAGUGCUCAGUCCUUUCCAAGUCAUCUGGGGGAUAUGCUGUCUGGAGCCAUUGGCUGCAUUGGCUUUUCCUGGGCUGCAAGCCCUGCACACACCGAGUUGGAGAUGGUGAUGCUAGACUGGCUGGGAAAGAUGCUAAAACUUCCUGAAGAGUUUAUAUUUGGGUCUGGAGGGACAGGUGGUGGAGUGAUACAGGGCUCAGCCAGUGAAAGUACACUGGUGGCACUUCUUUCUGCAAGAAGGAAAAUUGUCACACAAAUUCAGACAAAAGAUCCUGCUGCUGAAGAAAGAAUGAUCAUGUCUAAACUGGUGGCCUACACAUCAGAUCAGUCUCAUUAUUCUGUUGAGCGAGCAGGAUUGAUUGGUGGCAUCAAAAUGAGAAAAUUAUCCACUGAUAAGAAAUUCAAUCUUCGUGGAGAGACACUAAAACAAGCCCUGGAUGAAGAUAAAGCUUUGGGUCUCAUCCCUUUCUUUCUUUGCGCAACACUUGGCACUACUGCCUCCUGUGCAUUUGACAACAUAAUGGAGCUGGGACCCCUCUGUAAUUCUGAAAAUAUCUGGAUGCAUGUUGAUGCAGCUUACGCAGGAAGUGCUUUCAUUUGUCCAGAGUUCAGACCUCUUUUAAAUGGAGUGGAGUUUUCAGAUUCUUUCAGCUUUGACCCUCAUAAAUGGCUUUUGAUCAACUUUGAUUGUUCAGCUAUGUGGGUGAAGAAAAGAUCCGACAUCAUUGGAGCCUUUAAAUUGAAACCUCUUUACCUAAGACAUGAUCAUGAGGACAAUGAACUCAUUACUGAUUACAGACACUGGCAGAUUCCCAUGGGGAGUAGAUUCCGCUCACUGAAAAUGUGGUUUGUGUUCCGAUUAUAUGGGGUAAAGGGACUUCAAGAGCAUAUUCGCAGGCAUGUGGCUCUAGCACAUGAGUUUGCGAUUUUGGUACGUCAAGAUGAACAGUUUGAGAUUAUUGGUGAUGUGGUAUUUGGUCUGGUGUGCUUCAGAAUUAAGGGCUCCAAUAAUCUAAAUGAAAGACUCAUUAAAGAAAUAACCAACAUGAGGAGGAUUCACAUUGUGCCUUGCCAACUUCGAGAGAAGUUUGUGCUCCGUUUUGUUGUAUGUGCUGAAACCGUCAAAAGUAAACAUAUCCAAUAUGCCUGGCAAAAUAUAAAGGAGGCUGCCGCUAAAGUGGGUCAAAUGUCAGAAAAUAUAAGAAAAUAAAGUGCAAGAAAUAUGUCUAAUGUAAGGCAGCACAUUUUGAAUUGUAAAGUAUAUUUGUACUAUACAAAUAUAUUUUAAGUUCAUGUAAUAUCUGAUGUGUGGAGUAUAUUUUGCUGAGCAGAGAAUGCUGAAAACAAAU
This is a messenger RNA of Amblyraja radiata (thorny skate), 2029 nucleotides long. Its product is annotated as aromatic-L-amino-acid decarboxylase-like. Gene Ontology annotation, biological process: serotonin biosynthetic process; carboxylic acid metabolic process; catecholamine metabolic process. Bases 1 to 1890 code for a protein of 629 amino acids. The transcript has 14 exons. The record is from RefSeq and is a predicted model, not a curated record. NCBI's taxonomy places the organism in Eukaryota, Metazoa, Chordata, Chondrichthyes, Rajiformes, Rajidae. Gene Ontology annotation, molecular function: aromatic-L-amino-acid decarboxylase activity; pyridoxal phosphate binding. Gene Ontology annotation, cellular component: cytoplasm.